AGCACGGGUCUGAUCACGUGACGGCUAAAGGGCAGGACAGGGUUUCUACACACUUUUGUAAACAACAUGGCUGUUCACGGACUGGCCCUGCUAGCCUGGUAGCUACUGAUCCAACCACACUGUGCUGUCAGAGCACAGCUAUCUGGCCUCAUAAGCGACACACGGCAGACCUCUAGGAAGUUACCUGUCGGGGUAAUUAGUUGUAGCGAGAGCUGGACCGAGGAGCUGUCAACAAGAGACCGUCUGACAGUGAAACGGCCCUCCUCAGUCUAUGGGCUCUCAGUCCAGUUCUGGGAUGUCUGGUGGAAGGGGUUCUUCCAGUGGCAACCCAGCUGAGCAGUCUGAAUCAUCAGAACCGAACCAGAGCAGCAGCAGCAGCAGUAGCAGCAGCAGCAGCAGCAGCCGAGGCCGCAGGACGGCUGACAGGCAGCAGGGAGACAGACAGACAGCAUCAGAGGAGGACGUUGACUUAGCUGAAGUGCUGGCUUACCUACUGAGGAGGGGCCAGGUGCGACUGGUCCAUGGCAGCGGAGCCACCGGGCUGCAGCUGGUCCAGUCGUACUCUGACUCGGAUGAGGACAGCGACGGAGCCUGGGAGGGUCGGCUGGGUGACCGAUACAAUCCACCAGUGGACUCCCAACCCGACACAAAUGAGGUGGACCGAAGUGAGAUCCGAACUCAGAUCCUGCUGGCCACCGGCUCCAUGACCCUGAAAGGCCCACAGAGUUUCACCCACAUGCUGACAGAGAGGGAACAAGGCAGAUGUAGAGGCUCCAGUUUUUCUCAUGGGGAGUGCAGUCGUAUCCGCACACAUUUUCUGCCCAACUAUGUAUCCCACAAGGAUACGUACCAGCAGAAAGCCUUCUGUGGAGUGUACAGCGAGGAUGGCAACAUGUUCCUCUCCGCCUGCCAAGACCAGAACAUCCGCUUGUACGACACCACCAGGGGACGCUUUCACCUACGACAAACAGUGAAGGCUCGCGAUGUGGGCUGGAGUGUGCUGGACGUCUGCUUCACCCCCGACGCACAAAAUGUGCUAUACUCCAGCUGGUCUGACUACAUUCAUUUGUGCAGUAUAGAUGGAGACAGCGAGAACCACACCGCCUUGGACCUCAAUCCAGAUGAGAGGAGGUUCUGUGUGUUCUCACUGGCUGCGUCCACAGAUGGCAACGAGAUCCUGGGAGGAGCAAACGACGGCUGCCUUUACGUUUUUGAUCUUGAGCAGAAUAAACGAACACUGAAGAUUGAUGCCCACGAGGACGACGUGAAUGCGGUGGCGUUCGCCGACAGCUCGUCCCAGCUGCUCUUCUCUGGCAGCGACGACGCGCUGUGCAAGGUGUGGGACAGACGGACGCUGCGGGAGGACAGACCGCAGCCUGUCGGACAGCUGGCCGGCCACCGAGACGGCAUCACCUUCAUCCACAGCAAGGGUGACGCCCGCUAUCUGAUCAGCAACUCGAAGGACCAGUCCAUCAAGCUCUGGGACGUCAGAAAGUUCUCGCCCAAAGAGGGGUUGGCAGCUUCCCGCCAGGCCGUCGCCCAACAAAACUGGGAUUACCGCUGGCAGCAGGUUCCCCAGAGAGGUGAGGGAGCCCUGAAGAAACACAAGCUGUCAGGCGACACCUCGGUGAUGACCUACCGUGGUCACGGCGUCCUGCACACCCUCAUCCGCUGCCGUUUCUCUCCAGAGUUCACCACUGGACAGAGGUUCAUCUACUCCGGCUGCUCCACGGGCAAAAUCAUCGUUUAUGACGUCCUGACGGGCGGCGUGGUCUCCAGACUGUCGGGCCAUGACGCAUGUGUGAGGGACGUCAGUUGGCACCCGUACGAGGACAACAUCGUCAGCAGUUCCUGGGACGGAGCGGUGCGAAUGUGGGAGCACAGACAGACCCAUCCGCUAGAGGAGGAGAGAGAGCGGGAGAAAGUCUCACAACAGGAGAAAGACCUUUAGACAGCGACAGAAGAAGAUAGACAAAGGAAAAAGAUGUCGGAGGAAGUGACAUCACCACAGAAGGGUCGAGGCUGGCCCUAACGCAGGAAGGCAAUACGCUCAGAAAGACCGGGAGAGACUUCAAUAUCUUUUUAAAUUCAAUGCUGGAUAUUAAUGAUUACAGUUAUAGCGUGGUUGUGAAGUGUUCGUUUGGAAGGCAUUAUAGCCUCGCGUUGGUGGGACGGCCUACUUCUGUUUUUCCUUUUUGUUUUUGCCUCACUGUCAGGCACAAAGGCCUGAAACACUUCACGCAAAUGUGCUGAAGCUCGAAAACGCUAAGCACCGCAAUUACUUAAUGAGCUCGUGAAAUUUAAUGGUAAGUUAGUUCUAUAAAAAUCAAUGUUGGAUAUUGCAGGGAGAAACUGACGAUGAUAAUUCUGUAUAAAUGUAUAGUAUUUUAAUGGUAUGUGCAUUCAGGGAGUGUAUUUAGAUAGCUGUCGGUGUGCUGAUUUGGACUUUUGACCUUGCUGUUAUGAGUAACACGAGCUGUGUCCUAUUCGAGGGGGCCCUCACGUUCAAAGUCCACAUUUAAAGACUGAUUAUAUUAUAAUAAUCCAGUACGUUAUUUACCAAUUGCCCUUAGUCACGACUCCUAAACCUGGCAAGCGUAACUUUCCUAAUUUUACCGUUGGUCCACCACUCCCAAAAACGUCCUAUGUCGGACAUUUCCAGCAUACCGAGCUGAUCAAGACACCCCAAAAGCAGUUAGUUUACAGAGUCACGUCAUUUUUAAUGUCAAACUCGCAAUGAUUUUAUGUUAAAACCUCUUUAGAUCGCUUCGAGUCUAACAAGACUCAAGACACAGAGGUCUUAUUAUUGAUCAUGGGUCAGCAUUUAGCUGUGUAAUUGCGAGCCCUGAGUCGAUAAAAGAAAAUUAAUUUGUUGGCCAAUAUAAACCUGUGAUCCAUUUAAAAGAUUUGAAUGUGUGUGUUAACAUGUUGGGACUCGGUGAAGGGACUGGGGAUGUGUGCGCGGAUCAAAACUCACACACUGAUCUGUAUAUGCAAUUUUCAGGUGUUUAUAUCAAAGCCCAUAUUUCACUCUAAGACCGUUGUUUUACAGUAACAAUAAAACAUUUCUUUCAGUGUAUCGCCACGAA
Messenger RNA from Sebastes umbrosus (honeycomb rockfish), 3089 nucleotides. It is a transcript of the gene dcaf11, whose product is annotated as ddb1 and cul4 associated factor 11. The record is from RefSeq and is a predicted model, not a curated record. Gene Ontology annotation, molecular function: protein binding. The transcript has 15 exons. Gene Ontology annotation, cellular component: Cul4-RING E3 ubiquitin ligase complex. The coding region runs from base 272 to 1951 and encodes 559 amino acids. Gene Ontology annotation, biological process: proteasome-mediated ubiquitin-dependent protein catabolic process. NCBI's taxonomy places the organism in Eukaryota, Metazoa, Chordata, Actinopteri, Perciformes, Sebastidae.